AAAUUAUGUGUGUAUUCUUCCAUGGAUCCUGCUCGAUACUGUUGUUACCACAUGUAGCAGACAAGUGGUAGGGCUUGUGUUUCAUUUUCCUCUGUCCCAUGAAGUAAGUUCAAUUAUAGUACUGCAAAGUAGCAACAGCUUUCCAAAUAACAUAUCAUUCUUACUAUAACUGAUUAAUCUUUUUUAAUAAUAUACUUCACCUAAUUUAUGUACACAUUUUUUAUAUGAUUAUCAUAUUUCAACAAAACUUAAAUUAUGAAUUGCGGAAUUGCAUAAAUCAUCAUGCACUGCAUCAUGCUAGAAGCCAUACAUUAAGUGGGGAUGACUCAGUGUCACAUGAGUUCUUAUGAAGCUGAUAAUUUAGGGGCUCUACCUCUGUUCAGUAAAACAUGAUGUAAGCUUCAUAAGUUAGUUAGCACGGUACUUCCCAGUGUAUAGUCAACCAGCUUGCUAGGUUCCUAGUAUGACAUCAUGCUAAUGGUAGUCUAUCAUCAUGUGAAGCUCCAAGAGAUACGCGAACCAGAUUCUGAACAGUGAAGACGUGUUUGUGAACGUCUCGCCUUCACACAAAGGGACAAAGGAGUACAAGUCCUGAGUACAAGUGUAAUAAAUUAUAUAACCUUAACGAAAAUAAAGUGUGAGUGUUUUUAAAUUUGUUGUGGCUUUUGUUGACCGUCUUGUUGGAGCCAAGACCCACUUAACGACCCUGGGAAAGUGUCAUGUUCUCUACUGAGUGGCGCCCAGUACACCACACUACAGAACACCAGAGUUGUUAAACAGCGAAAGGUGAGGCUAUGCUUCUCCUGGCCCUCUGGAGUCACUAUAAGGCGAUUCACAGUGAGCAGCUGCGUCUAACUUAACCCUUAACCAGUGAGCAGCUGCGGCCAUCUUAACCCACAGACGGCAGGCAAGAAGAUGAAAGUUUCUGAACUGAAAGACCAUGUCAGGGGUGACAAUACACAAGGAUGGGCGAACAGUUACGGCACCAGUCUUGAUGUGGGUGAAAGCUCUGGACCUUUUGUUAGAUCGUUUGAAAAUAGCUGGUGUUGAUUUCAGCAGAGUAGCUUCACUGUCAGGUACAGCCCAGCAGCAUGGCUCUGUGUACUGGCAGAAAGGGGUACAUCAGAAGCUCCAAUCACUGCAGCCAAACAGGUUUCUGCAUGACCAGUUGAGAGAUGCAUUCUCAUUGGCUGAUUCCCCCAUAUGGCAAGAUUCCAGCACAACAGAACAGUGUCAGCAACUGGAAAAUGCAGUUGGGGGCCCUGAGAAAUUAGCAGAGAUUACAGGUUCACGGGCAUAUGAGAGGUUCACAGGAUCACAGAUUGCAAAGGUUUACCAGACAAAGAAGGCUGUGUACAACAAUACUGAGAGGAUUUCUUUAAUAAGCAGUUUUGCAUGUUCGCUGUUUGUUGGCGACUAUGCACCUAUAGAUUAUGCAGAUGCGUCUGGCAUGAACAUGAUGGACCUGAAAACAAAAGAGUGGUCACCGCAGAUUCUCCAGGCAGUCGCACCCGAUGUAGAAGCUAAGCUUGGUACCCCUGUUCCUUCAUAUACUAACAUAGGCCCUGUUUCGAAGUUUUACGUUGAAAGAUUUGGAUUCAACCCUCAGUGUAGAGUGAUUGCAUUUACGGGUGAUAAUCCGGCUUCACUCAUAGGGAUGCGAUUGAAGACAGGUGAUAUCGCAGUCAGUUUGGGAACGAGCGACACUCUGUUCCUGAGUCUCAGACAGCCCAAACUUAUUCUUGAAGGUCAUAUACUCAGCAGUCCAAUUGACAAAGAUGGAUAUAUGGCGCUGUUAUGCUUUAAGAAUGGAUCUCUGACUCGGGAAAGAAUUCGUGACAGCUGUGUGGAAGGCUCGUGGAAAUUAUUCAAUGAACUUCUGAAUAGCACCCCUCGAGGAAACUUUGGCAACAUGGGAGUGUACUAUGACAUACAGGAGAUCAUUCCAUCCGUGAAAGGGGACUAUCGUGUGAACAAAGCUAAUGUUCAAUUAUCCAAGUUCAACAGCAAAGAAAUAGAAGUGCGUGCUCUAAUAGAAGGACAGUUUCUGGGGAAGCGGGCAUAUGCAGAAGACCUUGGAGUUAGUUUAGGUGAGAACACGAGAAUAUUUGCCACUGGAGGAGCAUCGAAUAAUUCAGCUAUCCUCCAAGUUCUUGCUGAUGUAUUCAACUCUCCUGUCUAUACUCUUGAAGCAUCCAAUUCUGCCAUGCUGGGGUCUGCAUACCAGGCUAAAUAUGGCCUUGUGCGUAGUGACACAAGUUUUGCAGAAAUGACACAAAAUCUUCCUCCACCUGUGCUUGCCUGUGAGCCUAGUAGGGAUGCAAAUGAGAUAUAUGCUCCAAUGGUUGAAAGAUACAGAGCUCUUAUCAAGAAUAUUACUAACCAGAAGUAAGCGUGGAUCUGGAAGUACCAGUCUGGUGGUAGCACUUGUUCCUUACCACUUACAGAGCAGGUUACAGUGUUAGAAUUCUGUGGCAGUAACAAUCGGUAACUGAAAUUAAUUGUAGUUAAGGUACACUGCUUGAGAUUAAUUGUAGGAUAGCAAAAUGGCAGUGGGGUAGGGUACAGCAUAUUGGUAGCUGGGAAAUAUAUACGCUUAAGCUGGGUUGCAUCAUCAUCAUCAUCAUCAUCAUCAUCAUAUAUUGAUGUAGAUCAUUACAUCAUCAGUUAAAAGGUCACUAAAUUCUAUUUUCAACUUAUAGUGGGAACCAGAAUUGCCAUACUGGAGGUGUCAUUAAAAACACAGGACCUUUCUUCCAUAAGGGUGCAUCCUGAAGGUAUGAUAGUUGCUAGUUGCUAGCUUCCCACCACAGCAUCCCGGGUUCAAGCCCGGGUAAGGUCAUGUGGGAUUUGUGGUGGACAAAAUG
This is a messenger RNA of Cryptotermes secundus, 2867 nucleotides long. Its product is annotated as xylulose kinase. The record is from RefSeq and is a predicted model, not a curated record. Gene Ontology annotation, molecular function: D-xylulokinase activity. Lineage: Eukaryota; Metazoa; Arthropoda; Insecta; Blattodea; Kalotermitidae. The coding region runs from base 941 to 2392 and encodes 483 amino acids. Gene Ontology annotation, biological process: D-xylose metabolic process; xylulose metabolic process. Gene Ontology annotation, cellular component: cytosol. The transcript has 12 exons.